AUGACGUUAACGUUGUCGAAUAAAUGGAUUUUUCAGUUUUUCAGUGUGGCGUGUUCUCCUCAAAGAAUGGUGGAGACAUAUCAGUAUCUACCGGUAAGUCAGGUGACUAAAAUCACAGAGCGGGAAACAUUAUUUUCAUUCAAACAAUCAGUACCUUGAUAACAAUCCAGCCGGUUAUUUUACGGCAAAAGAGAGAUUUAGAGUCACGUUUACGGCAAAUCCAAGUUGAGAAAUCCUCAAAAUAGAAAAUGAGCAGCUAAAAACAGCUCACUGAAACAAUUCUUAUGGAUAAAACUGGCAUGAAUCCACUGAUUUCCGUGUAGUUAUAAUGAACAGUAAACGACAUUUUAAGGAAAACCUUGGUCACGUGGUACAAAUUCUCGUUUGCCGUAAACGUGAUUCUAAAUUCAUUCUAAUGUCAGAGGUUGGUCGGCACAUGGAGAAAAAUUAACGUGAGAUAAGAUGCUAAUCUGCUAAUAUUUUUCAAUCUACUGUAGACUAGUAGUCAUGCAGCAGAAUCAGAAUCAGUGUAAUAUCCCAAUUGCCUUCACGCAUCCUAAUAAAGUCAACUCUCUCAUAGCGACCACUUCUCGUAAGCGACCACUUUCAAAAUAACCGUUUUGUUUCUCAGCCAAAUACCGAAUUCCAAUUCGAAUUUCUUAAACGACCCGGACCACAUUUUAAGCCAGAAAUUUAACUUGUCCUUUUGUUUUCUGUUUCCCGUAAGCGACCACCCGGCAUGAUCAUCACGUAUGAUUGUAAGAAACCAUGCUCGAAUGUCGCAUUAGUUCAGUUCUAUAUAGCGUUGACCAGGCGUGCUGACAGAUUACAGCAGUUACCUCACAAAAUAAAUGGUUGAAAGACGAUCUGUACGUAAACAGGUGCAUUGUAACAUUGAUGCAGAAUAUUAUGUACACGGGGUUAUGUACAAAGUUUAAGCAGUUCCAAGUCGUAUUCGAUGUGAAACAUUCUUGCCAGUUGACUAUUUGCCUAAGUUUUAGCUUGUAAGGUAAUAACCUUAUGUAAUUACGUUAAUCACUUCAUUUUAAGCUUAUAUCUAUGACUUUCCCGUCGACGACCACCUUCCGUAAGCGACCUCUUUGUCGUGUACCAAGGGUGGUCGCUUACGAGAGACGGAUAGAUCAGGUGGAUUAGCGCCUGCAAGCAUUUCGCGCAGAGGAUAUCCAUGUGAGGCUCCAUCAAGCCUCUAGAGGUGGCGGAGGGACCCCAAUCUUGAAACUCGAAAAUAUUUCCAUUUGGUUGGCGCUACUUGAUUCUUUUAGGGGUAUUUUUCCGUCUUUUACCUAGACCACGAUUUUCAAUUCUCGAUUUUUUUGCUUAACAGUUUAACAAGAAUAUACCAAUUAAAGGAUUCAAGUUUUAUGUCAGCACAGCCUCGUGGAAGAUGAAGCGCCCUCCUGCUUAUUUAUUAAGGGUGUGGUAAACAAUCAUUUUUGCUGUUCUUCGCGUUUUUUAUUUUAUCUUAAAUAAAAAGUAAUAAAAUUAAUGCAACUUGUUUAUCCCAGAAUUCUUAGCUUGAAAAAUGGAAACAGAGAGUUUCUUUCGGUUAGGAAUCGGGUCUCCAGGGACUUUCGACAGGUCUGUCAAUGACAAAACAAUUUUAAGGCUCAAAGAAGUAGCGGGAAUUACAACUCAAAUAGAGAGAGAUUGAAAUCGUACAGCAACCGUAUCACUUGCCACUAAUGGUGGCUGAAAAGUUGGGUUCUUAAACAUUUGAUUUUUAUCUAUUCUUAACUCAAGUAUUGUUUAAUAGUUGUUCUCUUCACAGCAUCUAUUCUACAAAGAAUAUUACUGCGUGAUCUUUUUAGGAUACGAUUUCUAAUUUCGGUGCUGACUCUAGUUUGCGCUGUCUCCCUCGGCUUCCCUCCGGGAAUGGAGGUGACUUGAUUUAGGAUAGGACUUCUAAUUUGUGGGUGCAGAGUCUAGAAUGGCAUUACACGGAUUGUAGCUGAACAUAGUCCGAUAGGGGGUUCAGUUUCCAUCUCUAAGAGGUACCCACAUAUUAUACCCCCUCCCCCUCGGCAUCCCUCCGGGUAUCGAGGUGACUCGACUUAGGGUAGGAUUUUUAAUUUAUGAGUGUAGAAUGGCGUUACACUAAAUACAGCCAAGAGAGGAUAAUACCCUGUCUUGUUGCCUUAAUGCAGGUGAACAUUGACUCAUAGCGUGUUCGAUCUUUAAUCUCUCAGUGGUACAUAGACUUCCACCCUUUCCCCCUCGGUUUCCCUCCCGGGAUUGAGUGGACUCGAUAUGGCCAACUAGUUACUAAGAAUCCUUUUCUGUUCAGCUUUAGCCUGUGUACCGACGCGCCCCUCUCCCCUCAAGGAGGGCGUCUGUACACAGGCUAGUUCAGCUUACAACCUCGUCCCCAGGGCUUUUCAGUUAAAAAAUGGCCUAGAGACGAGGUUGUUCAGCUUAGUAACGAAUCAGAGGCCCGUUUCUCAAACGGCCCGGUAACUUUUCGGGUCCGAAGGCCAAUUUUGAAAUCAAGUCCAUUUGAAUAGUAGCACAGUUCCUAGCUCACAAAUCGGUCACUUUUGCUUCGUUAACUGAUAGUUUCAUUAUAUCAAUUUCAAAAUCAAUGAAACUUUGAUAUUGAAUGCAAACACGGCAAACAUAAAAUAGCUUUUCGGGCCCUAAAAGUUAUCGGACUUUCGAGAAACAGGACCCAGGUUUCUUGGCUGUUCAUCAUGAGAUUAAUUUAUCAUGUCACAUAUUAACACUAAUAUUCUUUUAUCGUCUUCGCAGGCUUAUGAACCCUUUUAUGGUGCUCGCGUAUUUGUAGUGUUCGCAAGUAGAAGAAGGAAACUUCUCAAGUACGAUAAAAAAAAAAGCAAAACAGAAUCUUUUUGCUUAAGGUGUACUUUUUGUGCACAUUUAUAACUUGAAUGAACAAGAUUAUAGUAAAGGAAUUCUUUCUCUGGUGUUUUUCAGAAUAAACUUUUUACCAGAUUUGGCUGGAAAAGUAAUGAGCAAGAAAGCGGAAUAUGUAAGUAUGGAAAACACUUGAUAUACAUGAAAAAAUUUGGGUCAAGGGAACAACACUAUUUCAGUUUCGACGAUCCUUAAGCCCCGCCGCACGUAUCGGGAUAUUUUUGAAAGCGAAGAUUAUUUUUCUCCGUAUCAGCCUUCCUUCCACGGGCACCAAAACCGCGGGUUUCCUGUGAGCGGGGAUUUUUGAAAACGCCUAAUUAUCGUUUUCGCGAAGACGGAAGAAAAGCGAGAUUUUCGAAUACGAUCUUCAAAGAGCGCACAGGACGUUAUCUUAUUUGUAUCGCUUUUAAUAGCGUUUUCGUGCCGUGGAUGGGUAAAAACGAUUUAAAUACGCUGUGUGUCGAUACGCAAACUUUUGAAAAGUGUAGAAGAGGCCUUAGUGACCUCCUUAGUUCCUGUGUUUGCAUGUCAACCAGCAGAACCGAAACUCACAAGAAUAGCGUCGAACGGCAUUUGAUGUAAAAACUGUUGAAUAUUCUUCAACUAGCACCUUUUAGGGUUUAUAAUUAUAUAUAAACAUACCCAUAACUCGGGGUGUCGGGUAUGUGGUUUGCAAAUCAGUGGGGUUGGCGUAAGUGAGCUUCCUUGAGCGGCAUGACCAAGGUUAGAAGUUACCCUAACCCUCUAAAUAGUUGCAAAAGAAAAAACGAAAGAAAGGCGCUUUCUUGCGUGGAGUGAUUUUCACGCGCGCUCUACCAUCCCUGAGGAAAAAUGGGGACCACUCGCGCGUAGUCUAGGGGACUGAGCUCGGAUUUUGAUAACACAAUAAAACGCUGAACAGAUUUUGCCCUCGUUAUUUAAAAGGAGUAUCAGGUGUAUCAAGUAUCACUUCUUUUUUUUUUCAGAUCUCACGUUACGGGGAACAGAUUAUUAGUGUUACAGUCAUGUUGGGUUGUCUUGGAUACGAAGGCUACGUCACUUUUACUGACCUUGCUGUAAAGCCCAUAUACGGUAAAAAGCCAUGAAAUGACUUACCGAUGUGCACGAACUGUCUAUUUUGAAAUAGCGUUAUGUCCUGACAGUUUUGUGUAUUGUUCUACAACCUCUUCCCAAGGGUCUUCACGUUUUUCAUUAUGGCGGUGUUAUAGUGAUAUGGGCAUCCUCGCGUCGGUUUUGGGCAUCCCCAUUCCCAAAACCCUAGUGAUAUGGGCAUCCCCUUCUAAUAUUACCUUGGCGUUUUGGGUUAGGGUUAGGGUUAGAGGGGAUGCCCAUAUCAUUAGGGUUUUGGGAAUGGGGAUGCCCAAAACGCGGGGAUGCCCAUUAAUAUCACUGUAACAGCGGCGAAGGGAGAGAUCUUCUCUUUUAGAGAACAAAAGAACCCUGGGACGAGGAUGCAUUGUUCUGUUCUUAUGGUUUGUUUGAGAACGUUGGUGUGUGCACUGAUAAAAAAAACCACUGAGAUCCCUACAGUCUGUUUUGGAUAAGAGACUAUGCCUUGCCUACGUUAAACAUUUGAUCCUAUCACGGCAGGCUGAAUCAGACUAUCAGUAGGUUAACCUCUAAUCUAAAUGCCCAUCAACCUUAAUAAGUAUAUAUCAUUGUUAUCACUCUUAGAAUGCUCCAAAUGACAAUCAAUAUUAUUGAUUGUAGUAAUUAUAUUACAUGUACCAUAAUUAUAAUCAUCGUUAUUAUUGACUAUUAUUAUAUAAUUAUGACGGUCUUAAUAUGAACUAGUGUUAAGUUUCAUCAAUGUAGAGCGACUGUUCACAACUACAAAUGAUCAAUUGCUUUAUCUUUCACCAAAAGCUUUCUAUUUUUGUUUUAUAAAAUCAAUUUUUUUAUCCAGAAAAAAUUAGAAGCCGGACCAAUAUCACACCAAAGAGCUUACUAGCCCCAUGCCAAGCAUCGACAAAAAGACCACAGUUGAAAUCAGGAGACUUUCUAACUGAAAUAUUGUACUCUGCCUCUUCAGCCACCGUAAGUUGUAACAAUUUGAUACGUUUGUAUUUCAAGAUAACCUCACGGUUUUAGCUGGUUUUAGCUGAACGCUCCAAAAUUCAUCCGCCCUUGGAUUUUCCUUGGAUGAACAAAAAAUGGAUAGAGAUUUGUGCUGGAUGCAACAAAAGAUUUGCAAAGCUCGCUAAAUUGUUGUCUUUGUUUUUGGAGUGUCAGCCAGUGCAGGAUUAAGAAAAUGCUUUGAUUUGUUCCGCUACAACUUUUGGCCAACUCAAAACAGCUACCCCGCCUCCAACCUCGUUCAGUGUAGCGUCUUUAUUCGUCCCUUUUUACCGAAAGGAAUGGGAGAGAGACCCUAAGAAUGAAUUUGCAACUACCACCUUCCAUGUUUAUAUUCAUCGUUAUCAUCAUCAUUAUCAUCAUCAUCCUCAUCAUUAUCAUUAUAUUAUCACUAUCAUAUUUUCUAUUUCUCUGUUUUGCGCUUACUUCUAGGAUUCCGACGCCAUCACUUUAGUGACACAGCUAACUUUUGACCGAAUAACCAUGUUGAAGAGGAUUUUAAGAUUUUGGAAUGGUAAGAUGACAUCUUAAAUCAUAAACUAAUACCGUUGGCCAGAGGUCUUUUUGCCCAGGCGGCUUGUAAAGAUCGGCAGACGCCACAAUACCUAUUAAAAAAUUCACUCAAUUUUCACAGGACCUUUGUCCGUGGUAGUUUAUGUUGUUUUAGACGACGAUGAUGAGUCCAUCGACUUCAAAACGUAGGUAAAAGGUUUUAGUUAUAACUGAAGUGUGUCGGAUAGUUUUUUUGAGACGGUUGUAGGUAUAUUAAAUAAUUCAAAAUAAUCAUGUCAGAGUUUUCAUCAACACUUUUUUUCCGACUUAUAAAACAAGCUUCAACUUAUAGACGUACUGACAAACAAUAAUUGUAAAGAGUUAGGCAAGUUUUAGCCUGCGAGCAAGCCCUCUGUUUGUGGUUAUUGUGAGAAGUCGCGCGCGUGUGGCACAUGAAAGAAGAUGAGAGAGCGAUGGGCGCUUACUCGCGCGUUGGAGAUCUCCCGACGAGCUCCGCUCGCCUUUGGAAAUGGGGAGGUUGCUCCCAGGCUAAGCACUUCUUUAAACAAAUACUUCCCUAAAAAUAUUAUAAACCUUAAAACGAAGACAUUCUGCCAGCACUAGCCUGUGUACAGCCUACCUCUCCCCUCAGAAAAAAAUCGGAGCAGGGCCCUCUUUUUCUGAGGGGAGGGGGCGGCUGUAGACAGGAUAGCCAGUACUUACCAUCAACCUUUAAACGAGUUCUUUUUAGGAGAGAGGUGUUGAUAGGAUUGCCACCGCAUUUGUUCACAAAGUAUUCCACAUUAUCUGUAAUCGUCAUAUAUGGAAAUAAGGUAAGUCAAGCGUACUAAAUGUGUAAAAUACUUAACUUUAUACUAAUUGCGGUAAAAGAAUUUUUAUCUAGACAUCUUCUCUUUAAAAAUUUGGCCAAAGUCGUGAAAUUUCAGUAUUUGAGUGUUUAUCACUGAAAAGAUUGCCUCUGUCGACUUUGGUUUUUCAUCAGAUUGGCCUCCAAUACCCAAUCAAUCGCCUCAGGAACAUCGCAAUCAGGUAAGUAUUUGCUUAGGUACAGUAUUAUAGCAUUUUACACCCCUCAAAUUUUCAGGCCAAACUGAAUGCCGGAUCUCAAAAAAUGAAGAUCUCCCGACCAAGACAGGAGCAGCGAUCAUCAAAGAGACAAUCCAUGGGAGUAAGUGAGGUGGCUAGGAUCAAGAGGAGCAAGAGAGGUUUUCAUUGUCUCUUGCUAGAACAUGCCGCUGUCGCUUGAUUCAAGCUACACAUUGGCGACCUAAAGAAACUUGCCACCUGAGAGUCAAGAAAAGGCUGAUUCACAAGGGACUGAAUAUUGAGACAGUCCCCAGAGCAGCAGCAGUCAUAGUGACGAUACUUUUUAACGUCUCAAACUAAAGACGGCGCCAGUAUAUAGUGGAUUGAGUGAGUGAGUGAGUGAGUGAGUGAGUGAGUGAAUGAGUGAGUGAGUGAGUGAGUAUAAGCGAGUGAGGGUCACGUAUUUUACAAGGUCUGUUAGACUAUUCUUGUCAAUCAUCUUUCAGGAACGCUAAAACGCAGUAUAUAUUUCUCGUUGACGUGGAUUUUGUUCCUUCACCCUAUUUGGAAAUCGUUGCACGGUAAGCAAGUGCAUUGUAAAAGCUUUCACAAAACUAUCUCACUUAAGCAUGUCCUCUUCACUGCGCAAGGGAACAUAAAUAUUUUUCCGCUAACUGACUUUCUGAAAUUCUUUUCAGAGAUAAUAUCAUUGAGUACAAUAAAAAAAGAAAUAAUACAGAUGACAAGGUGGCCUUUGUUGUUCCUGCAUUUGAUGGUGCAAGAAAUCUGGUUGGUCAAUUCAAACUGUAUUCAAUUAAGUAAACUUUACACACACACACACACACACACACAAAAACAGUUAACAAGGCUGUCCACUGAUUGCAAAAAUACUCUAACUAGCAGAGCUGCACUGUCAUCAUCCUAUUUGUUCUUCGAUUCAAUUCUGUCUUUCUUUAAUCAUGAGAUUCUAAGAGUAUUCCUUUAGAUAAACUAUUUAGAUAUGCGACGCAUAGCCCGCACACAUGAAGUUUGGGAGUAUCCCUGUGGAGAGACGACAAAGGGGGAACGCGAUUUAACCGUCGUCUUGACAGUUUACAUUGCGCGUUGAAGCGGUUUUGAGUACGGUUCUUGGCUGCUGACUUUCCUUGUAGUGCCCAAGUCCCUGGAUUUACGAAAACGAAACCCGUUGCCUCUGCAACUAUGGUCUGUUUUUGAUUGACUUGAGGAGGACAAAUUUUCAUAGUAAAAAUCAUGGUAUUAGGUUCUGUUUCCUAGCUGUAGAUCUUAGACAUGUAGGUUUAUUUCGUAGGAUUUAGCCAGCGUAGCCUGCGUAUAGCAAGCAUUUCCGUGUGGUUUCGGAGCAAAGAACGUAACGAGGAACGAGAGUCAAAGACCGCGCGAACUAAGUAGGAUGAAAUAAAAUUAUUUUCACUCCACUCUCUUGCAGUUUACAAGAGAACUCCCGGAGACAAAAGAGAAGCUCGUCAAAAUGGUAAAAAGAAAAAGGAAACUGUCUCCAUUUAGUAUCCUUCGUAUAAUACUUUAAUCUCUUAACAUUGCUCUUCUGAAAAAAAAAUUCACAGCACCCAUGCAUAAAAAAGGUAGAGAUGAAAAUUAAGUCAUUUUUCUAAAAGUUUUAAGUCACAUGAUAGCGCUAUUUGGAAGACCUUGAAAUGGUUCCUGUCACUGUAAUGGCGAAGUACGAUAUUUGACUAAGCCUGCAUGCUACUUUAUAUCUUCUGAACCCCUAUAGGUACAAAAGUAGUCCGUAUGAGCCUUGGAGUCUUCUAAGUACUUAAACUACCAUAAUUUCAUGGGGCCAAAUCAAUGCAAUUUAGGUAGUGUACAUCUCAAUCAGCCGUUAGGUUUUCAAAAUACGUCAACUCUGAUUCUGAAUAAGGUAAUGAGAUUUGGCCAAGCCUUUUUUUUUUUAAUCGUUUCAAAGCUAUAAAUGCAACCCGAAACUAGAAGCAGGGGCACCCAACGAGAAUAUAGUUUAAAACCACUUAAACAUGACAUUGUUAAACGUAUUUUAGUAUUAAUGGUAGAUAUAGGCAUAUUUUUAUCCCCUAAAAAUAUUUCACCUGUUCGGAUUUCCCAGCUGAAAGUCUAGUGAUCCGAAAAUUAAAGGGAUCAAAACUGACCUUUUCGAAAAUUUCAGCUAGAAAAAAGGCUCUCGGAAAUUCUAGGUGACCUUGUUAGGGUAAAAAUCCGUUAAAAAUGGGCAAUUAUACCAUUUUUUAGAUGUUCGAAAAUCCUAGGAGAGGCAGGCAAGCAAUUAUAAAUUUUACAACAAGUGUUCCGAGAAUUCUAGAUCUGAAAACGUCUUCCGAACAGAUAUCUUCUGAAAAUUGACGUUGGGUACCCCUGUAGAAGGUCUCUUUAAUUACUGUCGAUUAUUUCCGAUUUAUUAGAAAGCCCCUAUACCCAUGAUCUCCACUGUUAUAUUACAAGCGUGACUCCUUGACCACCUCCCAGGGCAGAUCGAGUCUCCAUUAUCUCAUAGCUCUACAAACUAUAGCAAGUGGUACAACUCCAACGAGUCGUAUGAAGUCAGCGGCUACCAGGACAAAUACGAACCUUAUUUGAUUCUUAGGUGCUGUUACAUAUCUUAAUAUGCAAAUGAUUUUAAAUACCAAAGUUAGUCUUUGGAUCAGGAAUAAAACUGAAUGCCUUGUAGGAAUUCCUUAUGUUUCUGGUAUCUGCUCGACCUUAAUUGACGUUUCAAGUCAAGUUACCCCUUCCAUCCCCCAGGCGUUGGUUGUUAUUACUACGAGUAUUCAUAGCUUUUACUGGACUUUAUACUACUUUGACCUUGUAUUUAGCAGAGAAUCUGCGGUUUAUAAGUACAUUAUCAAUUUUAAUUGAUUUCAGUUGGUAUCAAAAUACCAUCUUAAAAAAAGACACAGACAUUUAUUCCCUCAUUGAGGGUCUGGAUUGGAGCGUUUCUGUGGAACUUACAAUCCUCCAGCGAUUUACUCGUGUAACACGUCUUCCACCAUUGCUUUGCGCUAACUAUACCAGUAGAACAUUUCUUUAAGAUUGCAACGUUAACAAAGCACUCGUUUAUUUGCAGAAUGACUCCUGAACUGCCACUCUAUGACGAGAGAUUUACGGGCUAUGGCAUGAAUAAGAUUUCACAUAUUAUAGAGCUAACGAUUUUGAGGUAUAUUCCCCUUUUUCGUUCCUUUUUUUUCUUUCUUAACUUUACAUCACUGCUAAACAUUCGGAUUUUCUCAAUUAUUAUCGCGCUUUCCGAAAAGUUAUGGAAUUAGGCAAGAUAUAAAAUGGUGAAAGUAGGUUUUUAAAACGCUUGUCUUUUAGGCGAUCUGGAUGCCUGAGAUCUCACUAUCGGUUUAGGUGCCAUUGUUGUUUUCAACACCAAAUUCGUCUAUCGUAAACCUUCUACUACAACCUUACUUUUUCCAUAAAGCUUCGCUUUUACAAUCAGAAUACUCCAGAAUGUGUGGAAAAAUAAAUUAUAGAUUUAACAAUACAGAGAUAUAACAACACAGUCACUUUUCAAUAAAUGAUAAUAAUAAAUUGACUUUUAUCUGAGUUUACUGUACUUUAAUUCUUAGGUAUAAAUUUAUUGUUUUGCCUGAUGUGUGGAUUGUCCAUCGGUAUCAUAGAUUGUCACCCUUGUCAUUUGCUCACAUGACGGUAAGUUAUCUGAAAAAUAAGUGUCUAAUUCAUCAUUUGUGACUUCACAGCACAAAAACCAACAGGGUAACCUAAAGAUUUUUGGCAAAUCCGGCAAAUGCCAACACUAUGGAGACCGGGCAAUAUUGCGGACUUAAAAUACAGUUUUUAGAGUGUUUUCAUUGACUCAAGUAAUAAGCAGCUUUGUAAAUUAAUUGGGCCAUUUAUAUUGCAAAGAGAAUAGAGAAACAAUUACAAUAAAAAAGAGUUCAAUUACCACAUGGUUGAUUAGUGAACCGACAUAACCGGAGUGAUGACGUGCAAAAACGCUCUACUAACUUUAGUUUUUGUCACUAUUAUAUUUGCAGGAUCCUGACAUUCGCUUCAAAAACAGACUGAAGCGUUUUGAAUUUAUCAACGAUUUGUACACUAAAUACAAGAUAGGACAGUGCAAUUCG
Messenger RNA from Porites lobata, 10607 nucleotides. NCBI's taxonomy places the organism in Eukaryota, Metazoa, Cnidaria, Anthozoa, Scleractinia, Poritidae. The record is from the annotation of a GenBank genome assembly.